AUGGGUAGUCAUGACAGCGACCCAGCUCUCUCAAACUACAAGACCUUUUCCCUGACCAACUUCAUCAUUGGCUCGUCGGCCCUGUGCUUCCAAAUCUUCGUCCUCUAUCCCUGGCACGAAAAGCUCGAAGAGGAAUUCAUCCAGCUAAAGAAGGAGCACGUGAGACUGUUGGAAGAGACACGCCAGCAUCACAGAGAUGAGUUGAGGGGAAUCCGAGAACAGCUGCAGCUGGCCAACGAGAGGAGGAUGACUGGAAAGUUCUGGUAG
Exserohilum turcica Et28A is the source of this 267-nucleotide messenger RNA. RefSeq lists its product as uncharacterized. The coding region runs from base 1 to 267 and encodes 88 amino acids. The transcript is spliced from 2 exons. Lineage: Eukaryota; Fungi; Ascomycota; Dothideomycetes; Pleosporales; Pleosporaceae. The record is from RefSeq and is a predicted model, not a curated record.